Maudiozyma barnettii is the source of this 1755-nucleotide messenger RNA. It is a transcript of the gene UTP9, whose product is annotated as Utp9p. The record is from RefSeq and is a predicted model, not a curated record. The transcript has a single exon. Bases 1 to 1755 code for a protein of 584 amino acids. Gene Ontology annotation, molecular function: protein binding. NCBI's taxonomy places the organism in Eukaryota, Fungi, Ascomycota, Saccharomycetes, Saccharomycetales, Saccharomycetaceae.
AUGAGUGUAGACGCUAAUUUAAUAGCUAUCUUUGCACAGGGUGCAGGUCAGUUCGCCUUCCAUACCGGUACAGCCCAAAAGAAUUCUAUUGAUAUAUAUCCUUUGGAUUCUUCUAAUAAUUUCAAAGUUAACAGUUCUCUUGUGAACCACGUGGAUUAUGAAAGUCAUGAUUUAAAAUCCUCAGACAUCCUAUACGUCGGUUGGUGCUGCGAUAGUGAUGAUAACAAUAAAGAUUCCAACUCUGGAAGGGUUAAACGUAAAUUGGAUGGCGAUGAAGCUAGUGGGUUGUCCUCCAGAACAGAUAAUUUCUUUGUCAAUGCAUUUAAUGAUGGCCAAAUUGUUACGUUUUCGUCAACUGGUAGAGAUAUCAUCAAUAUAGUUCGUAAUAAGGAUACAAUAAAGGCUGUUGAUUCUUAUGGUAAAUAUAUAUGGACAUACGAUUCAGAUGACUGUGUUAAGAAGUUAGAAUACAAUAAGACCAAGCCAGUGAAGACUUUCCAUUUGAUUGAUGGUAAAGAUGAGGAAAUAAUACAUUUCCAAGUAUUAAAAUAUGAUGGAGAUAAUGCCAAUGAAGAUGGCAUAUAUUUAUCUAUUGCUACCGAACAAAAAAUAUACAUCAUCGAUCCAAGUAAGAGAAGACCCAGUACAGUAGCAACUUUUGAAGUAUUCGGCGCAUUAUCUUGUACUUUUAGCCAAGAUGGGAAAUAUUUUAGUGUGGCUACAAUUGACACUUUAACCGUAUAUGACUAUGAAACUAAGGCUAUCGUCCGUUCAUGGAAUGUGCAAGCAGACAGAAUUGGAAGUGUCAAGGAUCUUAUUUUUACUUUGACUAUUGACGGUAAAAUAUCCGUCUUUAAAGUAACCGAAAGCGAGCCUAUCAGUACCAUAGCGGUGACAAAUUCUGAAGUUAUUGAUUUUAAACAGAUAUCAAAUGAUGUGAUGCUUGCUUGGUUGAACGUCAACGAACCUAAUUUUAAAUUACUAUCUAUUGAUAAUAUUGUAGGAAACAAGGAAAUUAUCCUAAAUGAAGGUGUCGAAGAUGUCGAACCUGUAGAAAAUCGCAUAACACAAGAUAGGUACCCCAAAGAAAAGAUCGUUGAAGAUGUUAUCAAGGAAGAAAAGCAUGAAAAGACAAAAAAAAUAUCAAAAUCUGAACAGACUGAACUGAAUGUUAGACUAAUUAAGGCAUUGUCAAAGGAAAAUGACAAAUCAGACGGGAUGUCUGUCAUUAGUCUCCUGACAUCACCAUCAUGGGAUGAACAAAGAAUUAUUAACUGUAUAAAUACACAACUAACAUCAGAAAGCCUAAUAGGAUCCGUUCUAAACAAAAUUAUUGCAGAACUUCAAAACAAUGUCUGGACAGAAGAUAACACUUUACAUCUAUGGGUAAAAUGGAUAGUGAUGCUGAAAAAUAUUCCUCACAGUACGAUAUAUGAUAAGAAACCCAAAAAGAAUAUGAAACAUUUUAAGAGUGCCUUGAAGUCUUCAAGUGAAACAUUGCCAACACUACUAGGUAUUCAAGGUAGACUAGAUUUACUAAAUAAACAAGCUACAUUAAGACAGGAAUUGGCUAUGUUAUCUCUCGAUGAUGGUACUUCUGAAGUAGCCAUUGAACAAGGUGAAGAUACAAACAAUAUUGAGGCGGGAGGUGCUGUUUCAAAUGAGGAUGAAGACAAUAUGGUAUAUGUCAAUGGUGAAAACGAUGUUUUUGUGGAUGCUUCAGACUUUGCUGGUGUUGCAGAAAAAGCUGCAUAA